Messenger RNA from Saccostrea echinata, 1000 nucleotides. Its product is annotated as coadhesin-like. NCBI's taxonomy places the organism in Eukaryota, Metazoa, Mollusca, Bivalvia, Ostreida, Ostreidae. The record is from RefSeq and is a predicted model, not a curated record. Bases 338 to 1000 code for a protein of 220 amino acids. The transcript has 7 exons.
AAAAUAUGAUGAAAUAUGCUCAAGCACUUGGUGUUGUGGAGACGGAUGCUUUUGUACUUAUCGUUCUAAUGGUAUACCAGUUUGUGACUGCCCCACUGAAACAUCAUACAACACGAAAACGUUGGCGCCUUGGAGUGAGUGGUCAUGUUGCAGUCAUACAUGUGGUUCUGGUUUGAGGACGAGAAAGAGGAGUUGUAAGGGAUGUUGUUCUUAUUCAAUUUCAAAACUCGAAGAAACACGUUCCUGCAAUCUCGAGAAAUGUUCCGCUGUAAAUGGAGAAUGGUCAACAUGGUCAGUCUUUGAUAAGUGUAGCGUUAGUUGUGGACCUGGUAUUCAGAUGAGAAAGCGCACCUGUUCCAAUCCAGCUCCAAAUCAUGGCGGUCUUAACUGCUCUGGAAUUUCAACCGAAAUCAGACAAUGCAAUUUAAGAGAAUGUCCAGUAAAUGGGACAUGGAGUACGUGGGGAAGUUAUAGUACUUGUGACAAAUCAUGUGGUGGAGGUUGGAAAGUGAGAUUCAGAGACUGCUCCAAUCCUGCCCCUGCAAAUGGCGGUCUUCCAUGCUACGGAGACUCAGUACAACCAACGGGCUGUAAUAUGCUUCACUGCCCAGUUGAUGGAGGAUGGUCAUCAUGGUCAAAUGUCAGUCAGUGUAGUAGUAGUUGUGGCCAAGGUGUCCAAACUAGAUCUCGGACUUGUUCAAGCCCAUCUCCUGGCUUUGGAGGUCAACAAUGUUCAGGAAAUUCAAAGGAGAGUAAAAUUUGUAACCUCAGGACCUGUCCAGUUGAUGGAAAUUGGGGUCAGUGGAGUGACUUUCGUCCAUGUGACAUGACGUGUGGUGGUGGAUUUCAUAUGAGGAUGAGAGAAUGUAACAACCCACCGCCAUUACAAGGGGGAAUGGAUUGUCCUGGUCAGCGCUUACAGGCUGAGACAUGCAACACCAAACCAUGCCCAGAUGAGACGAAAACUACAAGAUCAUCAAGUGAUUCUUUGAUUGGAUAA